UGGUAGUCAAUGGCGCAGAAUGGCGCGCGCGCCAUGCGCCAUGAGGCGCGAAAUCCCAGAUGCGCUAUGAAAAGGGCUGGUGGCGAGGUGUAUACACAUGGCGUAUACGCGAAUGCUUUUUUAAAAAAUGGGUCCGUUUUUGAGCUGUAAGUUGUUUAGGUUUGGGCCAUAACAAUCUAUUUUAGCCCAUAACAACAAUAAAACUCUAACAAAACUUACUAUUUUAGCCCAUAAUACUAACAACAACCCUAAAUAAAAAUAAAUAAACACAACAAAGUGAACACGUGAUGAGAAGUUAAAGCUACUGCGACAACAAAAAAGCUCUGCGACAACCGAGAAAGGCAAACGACAAAGGGGACGGACUGUCGUUGACUUCUUCCAACUACAUAAGGUACUACAACCUCUUUAAUGCUGUGUAUUAAUGAAUAAAAGUUCAGUUUAUAAGUUACAGUUUAUCCAAAACUUUAUAUGAGUUAUAGGAUUUGUAAAAUGAAGUUUUUACUUUAAUACUUAUAGGAGUUAUAGCAUUGAAAAAUGAUGUUUUUACUUUAGAACUCAAAGUAUUUAAACUGAUAAAUUGAUACACUUUUAUAAGUUAAUUUAGACUGUUUAUGAAAGUCUAAACUUUACUGUGAAUGGUCUAAACUUAAAUGUGCAUGGUUUAACUAAAACAGAGACUUUCUAUGGUAUAUAAUUUAUGUAAAGUUUAAACUUAAAGAUAAAGUGUUUAUGAAUGUGUUUAAAGUUUAAACUUUAUAUUUUGUGUUUAAAGUUUAAACUGAACUUUACAGUAGUUGAUGCUCAUUGAAAUUUUUACAGUAGUUGAUGCUCAUUGAUCAUUUUUAUUUUAAUUUACUUUACAUGAUGCUCAUUGAAUUUUUUUUCUUAAUUGUUAUUAUAAAGGUAACCGAAGAGGCAGAGCAAAGGAUGUCUGUUGCCUUUGCUAAGGAGCUCUGUCAGAAAGUGAAAGAAAACAACAACAAUGAAUUGCGCUGCAACUACUGUGGGCACGUGACGAAAGGUGGAAUUACAAGGUUUAAACAACACUUGACCGGGAAGCACCGCAACACAAGACAGUGUGAACGCAUUCCCGCUGAUAAGAAGGCUGAACUGCAGGCGUUAGUCUUGAAAGAAUCUGCUGCUAACUUAGAAAAAAAUGUGUGUGAACAAACCUUUCGAAGUACAUACACAGUACAGCAGUCUGGUGGGUCAAGUGCAAAUAGGGUGAUUGGAGAUGAUGAUGUUGAGAUAAUUGGUUCUCAGUCAAAUGCAGAGGGAGGUGGUGUGACUGGGCCUAUGGAUAAUUUCGUAUAUCCAACAAAAAAACGUAAGAAGGAAACAUUGACGCAAACAACAAUCCCAUCACACAUGAAGAAAAAAGAGAGGGAUGAGUAUGCUCAAAGCCUUUGUUUGUGGAUGUACAGGAACUGCAUCGCCUUUAAUGUAGCUCGUGACCCUUUGUGGAAAGAAACACUAGAAAAGAUUGGCAGGUUUGGAGCUGGGUUUAAAGCACCAACGUAUCAUGAAGUGAGAGAGACGUUCUUGCGAAAAGAGGUCGCAAAAACAGAUCUUGUGGUUAGUGAGCACAAAAAAUUAUGGGAAUUAGAUGGCUGCACUAUUAUGUCAGAUGGGUGGCAGGAUAAACGGCAUAGAACUCUAGUGAACUUUUGCGUGAAUUCUAGCAAAGGGACGGUGUUUAUGAAAGCCGUAGAUGCUUCAUCUUACAAGAAGACCGGGGAAGCACUUUUCAAGCUUUUCGAUGAGUGGAUAAAAGAAAUAGGUCCUCAAAGUGUCAUACAAGUUGUAACCGACAAUGCUAAAAAUUAUGGAUUAGCGAAGAGGAAGAUAGAACAAAGAUAUCCACAUAUCUUCACGACGGGGUGUGCAACUCAUUGUCUUGACCUUGUUCUAGAAGACUUUUCAAAGAAGAUGCCGAUAGUUAGAAGAACUGUGAAGACGGCACAAGGGAUUACUACCUACAUCUACAGCCAUACCCUUAUUCAUGACUUAAUGAAAGAAUUUACCAAGGGUAGAGAGUUAGUUAGACCAGCUGCCACACGGUUUGCCACUAACUUUCUGACUCUUCAAAGUCUUCUCACGCGGAAACAGGCAUUGAGGCAGAUGUUUGCUUCACCGAAAUGGUAUCAAAGUGAGUUUGCAAAAACUACGGAAGGUCAAUCUUGUUUUGAGUCAAUUUAUCGUCAAAGCUUUUGGAGGAGUGUUGCCUAUGUUAUGAAGAUUUCAUUGCCAGUAGUGAAGGUAUUGAGAAUUACGGAUGGAGAGUUGCCUGCAAUGGGCUUUAUUUAUGAGGCUAUGGAGAGAGCAAAAUUGGGAAUAAAAAACACAUUGGGAGGUAAAGAAGAGAAAUACAUGCCUCUUUGGAAGAUAAUAGAUAAGCGUUGGAAUGAGAACCUGCAUUCUCCAUUACAUGCAGCGGGGUAUUAUCUCAAUCCUCAAUUCUUCUACCCUAAUUCACGACGAAUCCUCGGAGAUGAAGAAGUAUGCGAUGGCUUUAUAAAGUGUGUGGAGAAGAUGUUGCCCGCUAGCAUUGGAGAGAGUGUAGAGUUCUCAACUGAGAUAUCAAACUAUACAAAUGGUAGAGGAAGUUUCAGAACUAAAAUGGCAAUGAACAAUAGGGACAAACAACCACCGGUUGACUGGUGGCUUUCAAAUGGCUCCUCGUCUCCUACAUUGCAACAUCUUGCUGUUCGGAUCCUUAGUUUAACUUGCAGUGCUUCUGGAUGUGAACGAAACUGGAGUGCUUUUGAAAAUGUAAGUUCAUAAAUCUGCCUUUCAUAUUUAAUUCAACUAUUUAAGUUAUCCGUAGUUGAUUUGUUAUCUACUUGUUUUAGGUUCAAAGCAAGAAAAGGACAAGGUUGCUGCCAAAAAAAUGAAUGAUUUGGUAUACAUUCGGCAGAAUCAAUGUCUUCAAGAUCCAGCUUUCAAAAAAAAUGAAAGUAUGUUUGGAUGACAUUGACGAUUGCAAUGAAUGGAUUGAUGAAGCUGCUGAGCAAAAUGAAAUGGAAAACUGGGAUGUAGUGGAAGAAGUUGUUGGUGUUAACGAAGCAAAUCACAACACAAGAGCAACAACAUCAAGGGCAUCAACACUUCAACUGCACGACGAAGAGGACACAGAGGAGGCGGAGGAAAUGGAGGAAACGGACGAGGUUGCAGAUCCCUCCGAGGAUGAAAUGAAUGAGGAUGGUGUGCCAUUGCUAUCAGAUUCAGACGAAGAUGAUGAAGAGUCCGAUGAUUGAUGAUGAUUAUGCCAUAAUCAUCAAACAAAAACAAGCUAACAAGCCUAAAUCCUAACAUUUUUUGGCAAGACAGAAACUUUUUUUUUGAAUAUUAUGUUUUUUGGAAGUACUUUGAACUAUUUUAUCAUGUUUUAGUGGUUGGGUAAACUUGGGUAAAC
Messenger RNA from Cuscuta europaea, 3415 nucleotides. NCBI's taxonomy places the organism in Eukaryota, Viridiplantae, Streptophyta, Magnoliopsida, Solanales, Convolvulaceae. The record is from the annotation of a GenBank genome assembly.